Molecule: messenger RNA, 1188 nt
Organism: Megalops cyprinoides (Indo-Pacific tarpon)
Lineage: Eukaryota; Metazoa; Chordata; Actinopteri; Elopiformes; Megalopidae
Product: S-adenosylmethionine synthase-like
Exons: 9
Coding region: 1-1188 (395 amino acids)
Biological process (GO): S-adenosylmethionine biosynthetic process
Cellular component (GO): cytosol
Molecular function (GO): methionine adenosyltransferase activity; ATP binding
Source: RefSeq, a predicted model, not a curated record
AUGAACGGUUCGGUGGACAACUGGUAUGACUGUCUCCACGACGACGGGUCUUUCAUGUUCACCUCUGAGUCUGUGGGAGAAGGACAUCCAGACAAGAUCUGUGACCAGAUCAGUGAUGCGGUGCUAGAUGCUCACCUGAAACAGGACCCUGAUGCCAAGGUGGCAUGCGAGACGGUGUGUAAGACCGGCAUGGUGCUGCUGUGUGGGGAGAUCACGUCCCGGGCUGUCGUCGACUACCAGAAGGUGGUGAGAGACACCAUCAAGCACAUCGGCUACGACAACUCGGACAAAGGAUUUGACUACAAGACCUGCAAUGUGCUGGUGGCCCUGGAGCAGCAGUCCCCUGACAUCGCUCAGGGGGUCCACAUUGACCGGCACGAGGAGGACAUCGGGGCUGGGGACCAGGGCCUGAUGUUUGGCUAUGCCACAGACGAGACAGAGGAAUGCAUGCCGCUCACCAUCAUCCUGGCACACAAGCUCAAUGCCAAGAUGGCCGAACUCAGGCGCAACGGCACCAUCCCCUGGCUCCGCCCAGACUCCAAGACCCAGGUGACAGUGCACUACGCCCAGGAGAAUGGUGCGGUGAUCCCCACGCGGGUGCACACGGUGGUAAUAUCAGUGCAGCAUGACGAUUAUGUGUCGCUGGAGGAGCAGAAGAAGAUCUUGAAGGAGAAGGUCAUCAAGGCCGUGGUGCCAGCCAAGUACCUGGAUGAGAACACCGUCUACCACCUGCAGCCCAGCGGCCGCUUCGUCAUCGGAGGACCCCAGGGUGACGCGGGCGUGACGGGCAGGAAGAUCAUCGUGGACACGUAUGGCGGCUGGGGAGCCCAUGGGGGCGGGGCCUUUUCCGGGAAGGACUACACCAAGGUGGACCGUUCGGCCGCCUACGCUGCCCGCUGGGUGGCCAAGUCGCUGGUCAAAGCCAAGCUGUGCAGGAGGGUGCUGGUACAGGUGGCUUAUGCGAUCGGAGUGGCUCACCCGUUGUCCAUCUCCCUUUUCACCUACGGCUCCUCCCAGAAAAAUGAAAAAGAGCUCCUGCAGAUCGUCAACAAGAACUUUGACCUCCGGCCCGGAGUCAUUGUCAGGGACCUGGACCUCAAGAGACCAAUCUACCAGAACACGGCCUGCUACGGCCAUUUCGGCAGGAAGGAGUUCCCUUGGGAGGUGGCCAAGAACCUCAACUACUAG